Capsella rubella is the source of this 1089-nucleotide messenger RNA. Its product is annotated as glutathione S-transferase L2, chloroplastic. The coding region runs from base 98 to 982 and encodes 294 amino acids. NCBI's taxonomy places the organism in Eukaryota, Viridiplantae, Streptophyta, Magnoliopsida, Brassicales, Brassicaceae. The transcript is spliced from 9 exons. The record is from RefSeq and is a predicted model, not a curated record. Gene Ontology annotation, molecular function: glutathione transferase activity.
AAACCGAAAAUUGUGGCAGUGAAAGAAACAAAAGGUUCAGUGGAAACCACAUUCCCGGAAAAAUCCUUAUCGGAGCUGAGAAAGUUUGUGUGAAGCUAUGAGUGUCGGAGUUAAUGUUAGCGUGUGCUCAUAUUCAUCGCUUGCGCUGUCCACUAAGGACUUCUCCUCUAUCUCCUCGUCUUCCCUCUCUCUUGAUCGAAAUAUUCUCCGACCAGUCUCCGGCAGGCUAAGGUGUAAAUCCUCUGGGAAACGUAGAAUCGAACCAAUAUUAGCUGUUAAAGAAUCGAGUCGAGUACCGGAGCUUGAUUCUUCUUCGGAGCCAGUUCAAGUGUUCGAUGGAUCAACUAGGUUGUACAUAUCUUACUCUUGCCCAUUUGCUCAGCGUGCGUGGAUUGCUCGCAAUUACAAGGGUCUACAAAACAAGAUAGAACUUGUACCAAUUGAUCUCAAAAACAGGCCUGCUUGGUAUAAGGAGAAAGUUUACGCCGCAAACAAGGUGCCCGCAUUAGAGCACAAUAACCGAGUAAUUGGAGAGAGCCUUGAUCUGAUUAAGUACAUUGACACCAAUUUUGAAGGGCCUUCACUUACCCCCGAUGGUUUAGAGAAGCAAGCAGCAGCUGAUGAGUUGCUCUCCUACACUGACUCCUUCUCCAAGGCUGUGAGAUCCACAUUAAACGGCACUGACAGUAAUGCAGCAGAUGCUACAUUUGAUUACAUCGAGCAGGCACUUUCCAAAUUCAAUGAAGGCCCUUUCUUCCUUGGCCAAUUUACUUUGGUCGAUGUUGCAUAUGCUCCAUUCAUAGAGAGAUUUCAGCUUAUCUUAAGGGAUGUAACGAAUGUGGAUAUCACAUCUGGUCGGCCUAACCUCACCCUUUGGAUUCAGGAGAUGUACAAGAUCGAAGCUUUCACUGAAACCCGUCAAGAUCCGAAAGAGCUAGUUGAAAGAUACAAAAAACGAGUUCAAGCAGAAGCACGACUUUAAGCAGAUGAUUCUCCGGAUUUCUCAAUUUACAAGGGUUAAAAAGAGUCAAAUGAGAAGAGAUAUUGUAAUCAGGAAUUUAUAUAUAUAAAUUAUAUUGUUUUGGAAUA